CUAAGGAGUGCUCUUUUCCUUUGCAAAUCAGCAACUAACUUCACUCAUAGUCGGGAUGAAAGGCAAGAGGUGGAAAAAGAAGGGGAAAAGUUUCAAUCAAUUAAAUAAAAAGAUACUUUUGAAGAAAAAGGAGGAGGCUGCAAAGGUUAAGCCAAGUAAUGUGAUAGAUCAAGCUUUUCUCCCUAUUAUUGACUCAGCAGGAGUCUCAGCUCCUGCUGCUUCUCCAGCUCCUGCUUCUAGUCUUGGUAGAUCUGCCUCACGAGAUAAAGAGAAAGACAAGGAAGCUUUCAAGGACCUUUCUGGUUUUAUAUUUUUGUGCAGUGCAGGGACAAAACUCGAUUGUUUCACAUAUCGUGUUUUUGGGCUUCGUGCAAGUAAAAAGGAAACUGUAGAAAAGAUUAAACCUGGAACAAAGCUCUUCCUGUUUGAUGUUGAUAUGAAGCUCUUGUAUGGUGUGUAUGAGGCAACAUCCACUGGAAAAUUAGACUUGGAACCACAUGCUUUUGGAGGCAAAUUUCGAGCACAGGUGAAAUAUCACAAAAUUAAGGAAUGUCUUCCCCUGCGAGAAUCUUCUCUGAGAGACGCCAUAAAGGACAAUUAUCAUGGCAGAAAGUUUGAACCCGAACUAAAUGGUCAUCAGGUGAGGAAUCUAUUAUCCCUGUUUCGUCCCCUGCCUGCAUUAGCAACAGCAGCAGCUGUAUCCCAUCCACUAGCAAAAGAGGGCCCGUCAUUGGCUAAUGUUGGCGUGCCAAAGAUUAUGCCUGCCUUGGCUGUGGAAGAUCAGGUUAAGUUGCUGCCAUAUCCUCAGGAAGUGGGUCCAUCCAUGGCCAAUGUUGGCCCACCAAAUAAUAAUCCUGCUUUUGCUAAGGAUGUCCUUUCUGGUUUUAUUUUUUUGUGCUGUGGAAAUACAAAACCUGAUUGUUACAGAUUCCGUGUUUUUGGGCUUCCAUUAAACAGAAAGGAAAAGAUAAAAAAGAUUAAGCCAGGAACAAAGCUUUUCCUGUUUGAUUUCGAGUUGAAGCUUCUGUAUGGUGUAUAUGAAGCAACAUCCACUGGAAUAAUAGACUUGGAACCACUUGCUUUUGCAGGCAAAUUUCCAGUACAGGUGAAAUUUCGAAUUUUUAAGGAGUGUCUUCCCCUGCCAGAAGCUUCUUUCAGACAAUCUAUAAAGGACUUUUGGCGCCACACCAAGUUUGAACCAGAACUAAAUGAUCGACAGGUGAGGGACUUGUUAUCUUUAUUUCAUCCCCUGCCAACAUCAGCAACAGCGGCACCCCAUCCACUGGCUAAAGUGGGCCAGUCUUUUGCUAAUGUUGACAUGCCAAAGAUUAUGCCCGCCUUGGCUAUGGAAGAUCAGGCUAAGGUGCUGUCUUAUCCCCAGCCAAAAGUGGGUUCGUCAUUGGCCAAUGUUCCACCGCCAAAUACAAUUCCUGCUUUGGAUAUGGUUAAGAAUUCCUCGAUGCCCACUUCUGCAGAGGAUCCAUAUAUGGUCAGAAUACAGCAUGUUCAUCCUCCACCGAUUGUGGAGUCUCAACAAGUCUAUGAACUCCAAAGUGCUCAGCAUGGGUGGCUUAGAACCACGAACUUCGUGGAGACUGCUCUUACGGUUACGGAGCAUAAACAAUUGACUGCUCCCAGUCAUGCAUAUUCUCAUCAACCAUAUGUCACUCAAGGCAUUUCCCCCGAUAUACCGAACCCAUAUCUUAGGUAUAAUUCAGCACAAGACGUGGUCCCGUCACAGCAGUAUCUCAUGGGGCUAAAUGACAGGAAUUACCAAUCGUAUUCGCAGGUAGAGGAAGGAAUGCUGCAACCACAGGAGAGUAUUGUCACACACAACUACUACUCUGGCCCUUCAGCUCCUUACGUUCCUCCUCCAUUUCCGCAGCAAUAUGCUUCAGAAGCUGUAAUACACACAACUACACACGAUUACUACUCUGGCCCUUCAGCUUCUUAUGUUCCCCCUCCAGUUCCGCAGCAAUAUGCUUCAGAAGCUGUAAUACACACAAGUACACACGACUACUGCUCUGGCCGUUCAGCUCCUUACGUUCCUCCUCUAGUUCCGCAGCAAUAUGCUUCAGAAGCUGUAAUACAAGAAAGGACUUCUUCCAUGUCAUUCGAGUAUUCAGUUGUAAGGCGUCUUGGGUAUAAUACUACUCUUACUAGUGGGUCCGUUUGUCCCUUGUUCCCAUUCUCUGUCAGUUCCAUAUUCAACGCUCAUUACAUUACAUAUUGCAACUUCAAUAAAGUUACACAAACACACACACACAUAGUAGUAGUAGAUAUUUGCGGGAUGGGUAAUUGUUGCUCUGAAGAGAAGGGUGGACAUUCGGCAGUUGGUGGUAACGGUGCUUACGUGGCAAAUCAAAACAAUAACGGUGGUGGUGGUGGUCAUAACGAAGCUGUCGAUGCUCUCCUUAAGUCUCGUGGUUACCAAGGCCUCUACUCUCAUGUCCAGUUAUCUCUAUCUGCUACCGGUUUGCGUGAUCGCGAUGUGCUUUCUAAGAGUGACCCUAUGGUAGUAGUUUAUUCAAAAGGAAGAGAUGGUUCAUUGCAAGAGCUUGCCCGUACUGAAGUAGUUCCAAACUCAUUGAAUCCCAAGUGGAUUACAAAGUAUACUAUUGCCUAUCAUUUUGAGACAGUGCAGAAUUUGGUGUUCCGUGUCUGUGAUAUUGACACUCAAUUUCAUAAUCAAGAUGUCAAGAUGCUUAAACUGGAGGAGCAGGACUUUCUUGGAGAGGCUAGUUGCACAUUAUCUGAGAUCGUCACAAAGUCAAAUGGGUCCCUGACCUUAGACCUUAUACGUGGAGAACAAUCUUCUGGUCCAACGCAUGAACAAAAAUCUGGUAAGCUUACUGUUUGUGCUGAAGAAAGUGUUGCCUCAAAGACUACUGUAGAGUUGAAAUUGAGAUGUUCAGAGUUGGUGUCCAAGGAUUUGUUCUCAAAAAGUGAUCCAUUUUUGGUGAUAUCUAAAACUAUAGAGAGUGGAAUGGUGGUUCCAAUUUGCAAAACAGAAGUUAUAAAAGAUGAUCAUAGUCCAAUUUGGAAACCAGUUUCCAUAAGUAUUCAACAAGUUGGAAGUAAGGACAGUCCAUUGACUAUUGAAUGUUAUGACUUCAAUUCAAACGGAAAGCAUGAUUUAAUUGGAAAGGUUCAGAAAUCACUAGCAGAUUUAAAAGUGUUGCAUUCGACUGGUUCGAGUGCAAAUCUUUUCAUACCAGCUGCUGUGGGACAAAAUUUGCAAAACAAGGUCCUAAAGAGCCAGCUUUUUGUGGAAAGCUUUUUUGAGAAAACCCAGCAUACAUUCCUCGAUUACUUGGCAGGGGGCUAUGAACUUAACUUCAUGGUGGCCAUCGACUUUACUGCUUCUAAUGGAAAUCCACGCUUACCUGAUUCAUUGCAUUAUAUCGAUCCUUCAGGACGGCCAAAUGAUUAUCAAAGAGCAAUCUUGGAUGCUGGAGAAGUAUUGCAGUUCUACGAUAAAGACCGACGUUACCCUGCUUGGGGUUUCGGAGUGCGGCCCAUUGAUGGCCCUGUUUCUCAUUGCUUCAAUCUAAAUGGCAGCAGUGACUACUGUGAGGUGGAAGGAAUCCAGGGUAUCAUGACAGCAUACAUGGGUGCCCUUUUUAAUGUUUCGCUUGCAGGACCAACUAUAUUUGGACCAGUUGUUACGUCAGCUGCCAAUAUAGCAAAUCAGUCUUUGAUGAAGGGCGAGCGGAAGUACUUCGUUUUGUUAAUAAUCACGGACGGAGUGAUAACAGAUCUCCAAGAAACAAUGGAUGCCAUUGUUCAUGCUACGGAUUUGCCAUUGUCAAUUCUUAUUGUUGGGGUGGGAGGAGCUGAUUACAAGGAAAUGGAGAUUUUAGAUGCUGAUAAACAGAGGCUUGAAUCAACACGUGGACGUGUUGCAGUGCGUGACAUAGUCCAAUUUGUUCCCUACCGGGAUGUACAAAGUGGAGACUCAGUCCUUCAGUCACUUUUAGCAGAAUUACCUUCCCAGUUUUUGGAAUACAUGCGGCUCAAAAGGAUCCAGCCAACUUCAUGAUCAUACAAGAAUUGUACAUACAAAUGUUGAUUCGUGUAUUGCCCUGUUAAAAUCGUCAUUUUCAAGUUUGUUUCCCAAUGCUGUCAAAAGUUUUGCUUUUCGAUGUCUGGUUACAUCUUUUACUUCAUAUUUCCCAGAAGCUUGUACUUAUUAUAAUUCUUCAUAAUCAUGUUAUUUAUUUUGUUGAUAAAAAUUCAACGAAGCUCGUUAUUAUCUUUGUACUGAUUGAGUAAAUGUAAUUAGUCAGGAUGAGAGGAUGCAGCAAUUCCUCCCUUUUGUGAGUAUCUAUAGAUUACUUUGCCAUUUCA
Molecule: messenger RNA, 4350 nt
Organism: Lycium ferocissimum
Lineage: Eukaryota; Viridiplantae; Streptophyta; Magnoliopsida; Solanales; Solanaceae
Exons: 23
Coding region: 56-4042 (1328 amino acids)
Biological process (GO): cellular response to calcium ion
Cellular component (GO): plasma membrane
Molecular function (GO): calcium-dependent phospholipid binding
Source: RefSeq, a predicted model, not a curated record